AUGACCGAAGAGGAAAACGUGCAUUUGAGAAGAACGACCGCCGACUUACCUCCCACCCCUCCCGACUCCGAGGAUGGCGGUCCAGAGAAGGCAGGCACUGAGAUCGCUGCUUCCUCGUCGACUCCCAGCUUUCCACUACCACCGCCAACCUCAACACCCACACAAGUGCUUGAUCCGGACAAGAAAACACCCGACUCAUGGCUUCCAAGAGAUCCACGGCUGAUACGACUGACUGGCGUCCAUCCCUUCAAUGUCGAAGCUCCCUUGACAGACCUCUUCAAUGAAGGCUUUCUGACAAGUCCGGAGCUCUUCUACGUGCGAAAUCACGGGUAUGUCCCCAAUUGCGAGGAUGAAGAUGUUCUCAACUGGGAGUUUUCUAUUGAAGGGAUGGUGGAGCAUCCUAUCGCGAUGACGUUACGAGAUCUGCUGGAUCAGUAUGAGCAGCGAACCUACCCCAUCACAUUAGUCUGUGCCGGCAACAGACGCAAGGAGCAGAAUAUUGUGCGCAAGACAAAGGGCUUCUCCUGGGGUGCCGCUGGCGUCUCGACCGCUCUCUUUACGGGCGUGCCUCUGGGGGAGCUAAUACACAGAGCCAAGCCCAAACGAGGUGCGAGAUACCUGUGUAUGGAAGGCGCAGACAAGCUGCCCAAUGGCUGCUACGGGACUUCGGUCAAGCUGAACUGGGCCACUGACCCGAACAAAGGGAUGAUGCUGGCACACGCUAUGAAUGGUGAGAUGCUGCGACCGGAUCAUGGCAAGCCUCUGCGUGUCGUCAUUCCCGGCCAGAUCGGCGGACGUAGCGUAAAGUGGUUAAAGCGAAUAGUCAUAACCUCGGAGCCGAGCGACAACUGGUAUCAUAUCUACGAUAAUCGGGUCCUACCGACAAUGGUUUCUCCGGAGGAAGCGGCUAAUAACUCCACGUGGUGGAAGGACGAGCGGUACGCAAUCUAUGACUUGAGCACCAACUCUGCUAUUGCACAGCCUGCUCAUGACCAGCAACUAUGUCUUGUAGGCUCAGAGCCAGUGUAUAGAGUAAGAGGGUAUGCCUACGGAGGUGGCGGGCGAAGGGUAACCCGCGUCGAGAUAACCUUGGACAAAGGCAAGACAUGGAGGCUGGCCAACAUCGAUUAUGCCGAAGACCGGUACCGAGAAGCGAGAAGACAGAACCUCUGCGGCGGCGUGCUGGACUUGUGGGACCACGAGGCUUCUUUCUGCUGGUGCUUCUGGAACCUCGACAUCUCGCUCGAGGAGCUUGGUCAAUCGAGCGACAUUUUCGUGCGGGCAAUGGACGAAAGUAUGAACAUUCAACCGAGAGACAUGUAUUGGAGCGUUCUUGGGAUGAUGAACAACCCAUGGUACAGAGUCACAAUCACCAAAGAGAACGAUUAUCUGCGCUUCGAACAUCCCACACAGCCGGCUCUUCUACCUGGAGGCUGGAUGGAGCGGGUGAAGAAUGCCGGCGGAAACUUGGCAAACGGCUAUUGGGGCGAACAGAUCGGUGGCGAAGAAGUGCCUGAACCGGUGACUGAGGCGGCGGCGGCGGAGGUGAAGAUGACGAAGGACGGGUUGAACAACUUGAUCACGGUCGAUGAACUGAGGAAACACGACAAGGAGGAGAACCCAUGGUUUGUCGUCAAUGGAGAAGUAUACGAUGGGACCGACUAUCUCAAAGACCACCCUGGCGGCGCAUCCAGUAUUACUGCAGCGGCCGGUAUGGAUGCGACAGACGAGUUUGUGGCGAUACACAGUGAAACUGCGAAAGCAAUGCUAAUAGAACAUCACAUUGGCACUCUGGAUGAAAAGGGCAAGGCCGCACUGGCUGGUGAAGAGGGCCAACCUGAAGUAGAUUCCGAGCCAACAGCAGUCUUCCUGCAACCUCGCGCAUGGCGAAAGGCCACUCUUUGCAACAAGAAAACCGUAUCUUGGGAUACUCGCAUCUUUUCAUUUAAGCUCGACCACGGCGAGCAGACGUUGGGCUUACCAGUCGGCCAACACCUGAUGAUCCGGCUACGGGACCCGGUGACACGAGAAGCUAUCAUCCGGAGCUACACUCCAAUCUCUCAGACGACGCAGAAGGGCACCAUGGACGUCCUGGUUAAAGUGUACUUCAACACCAACGAGCGCAAAGGUGGCAAGAUGAGCCAGGCCAUGGACGCACUCCCUGUCGGCCAUUUUGUGGAGUUUAAAGGGCCUAUAGGCAAGUUCCGUUACCUGGGACACGGCCGCUGCACGGUGAAUGAUGUUGAAAGGCGGAUCAAGACAUUCAUCAUGAUAUCCGGCGGCAGCGGCAUCACGCCCAUCUAUCAGGUGUUCCGGGAAAUCAUGCAAGAGCGGUCGGACGACACAAGAUGUGUUGUCUUAGACAGCAAUCGACUACUCGAAGAUAUCCUAUGCAAGGAAGAGCUUGAUGCGCAUGCAAAGGACAACCACGAGAAGUGCCGAUUAAUGUAUACGUUGACGAGUGCUCCGGAUGGCUGGGAGGGUCUGCGCGGACGGAUAGCUGCGCCAUUGUUGAAGGAACAUGCGAGUAGAAGUGCCCAUGGGGCUGGCGAGGCUAUGGUGCUUGUCUGUGGACCGGAGGCGCUGGAGAAGACUGUGCACAAGGCGCUGCUGGAGGACGGAUGGAAGGAUGAUGAUUUGCUGUUCUUCUAG
Molecule: messenger RNA, 2652 nt
Organism: Saxophila tyrrhenica
Lineage: Eukaryota; Fungi; Ascomycota; Dothideomycetes; Mycosphaerellales; Extremaceae
Exons: 2
Coding region: 1-2652 (883 amino acids)
Biological process (GO): nitrate assimilation; nitric oxide biosynthetic process; sulfur compound metabolic process
Molecular function (GO): molybdopterin cofactor binding; nitrate reductase (NADPH) activity; heme binding
Source: RefSeq, a predicted model, not a curated record